UUACAGUAGGUGUGUUUCGGUGAUUGACGUUAUAGAGGGGUGUUGCAACUGCUCCAUUGGAGUUUCACUCAAUAGCCUAGCUGUCAAGCAGCCAGACUUUACAAGACUGCCGUCAGCAUAGGCUAUAGGCUACUUUCAUCACGUUAGUACGUUCACUGAUAUUUUAAUCAAGCAAAUUAGUUUUUCGAUUUCUUAUACAGUUACACUGCUUUAGACUCACUGAAACAUUUAGAGAGACUGGAUUCAUUCACACGAAUUUUGGAGGUGUUCUGGCAGGAGGACUGCUUGUUUCAGUGGGGAAGCGCGCAGUCUAUGGAUGGAGGCAUCCCCGCAAAGCCCACCGGCGAGGUAGAGGAUGUGGCGCGCGAUGCGCGCUUCUCCAACUGGAGGGGGGUCAGCCACUGUAUCAGGGCUGCUGGACAAGGCUGGUCUCGGAAGAUGGACGUGUGUCUCCUGCUGAGCUGUCUGUUGCUUCUGUUCUCAUGCCCAGGCCAGGCAGCUAAUGCAACGACCACUACGGCCAGAUCAACAUCACAUUCGGUCCCCAAUACGUCUCCACCUGGACCCCCACCACCCCCCCCGCCAACCUCCCCACCCCCACCAACCUCCCCCCUCCCCAGCACGUCCCCACCCGGUAGCACGCCCCCCUCAUCCACUGCAGCAAGAACCACCACCCACGCCAGGCACACAAGUCCAGAUGCAACGCCCACCAUGAUGAUUUCUGAUGACACGACCCCGAACAGCACAACCGUCACAACCUUUUCUGAUGACUCGACCCCGAACAGCACAACUGUCACGACCUUUUCUGAUGACACAACAUUGAACAGCACAACUCUCACAACCUUUUCUGAUGACACGACCCCGAACAGCACAACUGUCACAACCUUUUCUGAUGACACGACCCCGAACAGCACAACUGUCACAACCUUUUCUGAUGACACAACAUUGAACAGCACAACUGUCACAACCUUUUCUGGUGACACAACAUUGAACAGCACAAUGACUGGAAAUGCAACUUGGAGUACAGCAGUCCAUCCUGACAGCACAUCAAACAGAGAUUACUACUACUACUGGAUGGCUCUUCAUGUUGAUGUCAUUCGUGAUGAGAGGAAUGAAUCUCAUGUUACUGAAUGGCUGAGGAAAGCUCUUCUUACCCACCUGGAUGCCUGUGACACACCUGGUGGUCUCCAUGGGAACAGUACCACCCAAGCUCCCUCUGUCACACCCAGCCAACCCACCGCAGUCCCAAACGUCUCCACGGCGACCACCAUGUCCACUACCACAGUUGCAGCAACAGAACAGCCAGUCAUCUCCAACAACUCCAUAGUGACCCAACCUCCUAACGUUACCAUGGCAACCACACCCAGCAGCAGUGACCCUCUGAUCUCACACAAAACAAAAAUCUGGCCAAUGUACUACACCACCACCAGCCCGGAGAACGGAACAGACAGCAGUGUCUUUCAGGACAUCGAUGUGUGCUGUGAGGAGAAAGAGAAGAUUGGGCAGACAAUAUGCGUUGCCGUGGUGAAGCUCUCAGCACGCAGAAGGCCUUGUUGUUUCCGCUACGCCCUGUGGAACACCAGCCUGUCCGACAGCGGACCCAUUUACGCCAGCAUCCAAAACAACAGCGUCACACUCAUCAGAGGCAUGUGGCCUGAUAAGAGCUCAUCGCCCCCUAGUGGUAACAUGUCAAACUGCAACAGCUCUGAAUCUUCCUCAACCAGCUGCAGCUCCACCUCCACCUCCAGCUCCUCCUCAGUCAACUGCACCAGACCUGUGGGUACUCGGCCGGAGCACAGUGCGGAUAAUUGCUCCAAUGAGUUUGUGGCCCUUCCUGGACGUUGCAACUGUUCUCAGGGUUGUGACAGUGUGGCAUACUACUCAAUGGUGGUGACAAUCAACAACUCCUCCAUCACACAGCAAAACAUUGCAGCAAUGGUCAACAAACUCAAUCAGUCCCCAACCCAGAAAUGCAGUUCAUCUAAUUCCACCUGUCAGGCUGUGGAAACCAUUUCAGGGGUCUAUCAGGAAAGCGGUGUUGUGUGUGACGGCAAAGAAAAUGGUGGAUGUGUUGUGAUCCUGAAGCUCUCGCAGAAAACAGACAGAUGCACUGUGGCCACAGCUCUCUCCUUCCUGCUCAAUCAAUCAGGCAUCACCAUGGCAACAAGGGCCUGGCGUGUUGCUCUGUGUGGCCCUGCUGCGUCUCUGUCAGGUGAUCUGCGCUCGGAGGACUUCACUAGGCAGAGCAUCAACUUCACCGCUCAGCAGUUCUGUGCUAGUGGCCCCGCGUCUCUGAGCAUCCUCGACUGCCAACCAGGGAAGACCCUGAUAGUGCAGCUGAACGAAGGCUGCCCCUCUGUAUCCCCCCCCACUGCCUCCUCCACCUCCACCCCCACCUCUCCCAGCACCUCUCCAAAUGUCUCCAUGACGACCCCUCUCUCCAAUAACACCACCCGCCCCACACACAGCACCACGUCUGCAGGAGGAGGCCCAGCCAACAGUACUGCCCAGAGCUCAGCUGCUCCAUUGACCAACAGCAGCAGCACGGCCGCCACACACACGUCACCGGGAGCCCAGAACAGUACCGCCACAACUCCAUCGCCCGCCAGUACCGCCACCAACUCAUCAUCUGGCAGCACCGUCACAACGUCCACACCUGAAAGUCAGGCAACAGCCACAGCUGCAGGGAACAGCAGUGCUGAGAUGGUGGCUGACCAGCUCCUGGCUCUGACGCAGGACGCCUCCUCCCUCAACUCCUCCCAGGUGGAGCAGCUUGUGUCCCAGCUGGAGGUCCUGCUGUCGGGGCCCAACGUGAGCCUGGCCCUGGGGCGCACCUCUGUCAACAUCGCCAACAACCUGCUCAACGCCUCCGCAGCCGCUGUCGCCUCCUCCUCCACCAGGCUGAUCCGGAUCGUGGACACAGUGGGCCUGAAGCUGGAGGUGUCGGGGGAGAGCGAGUCCAUCCUGUUCGACUCUCUGGCCCUGGCUGUGAGCCGGGUGGACGGGACCCACUUCAGAGAGACCACCAUCUCCAUCGCUGACCCCACCAACCUGCAGGUACACACACCCACCAUCUCCAUCGCUGACCCAACCAACCUGCAGAUCGUCCCCAGGGUGGUGCGGUCGGUGUCGUGGGUGGAGGGGCGCACUGACCCCCCCCAGGGCUCCAUCACGCUGCCCUCCACCCUCACAGAUGUCCUCAGCCCCCAGCAGCAGCAGGAGGCGUCCAGGGUGCUGUUCAACUUCUACCAGCGCAGCACCUUCUUCCAGGACGCAGGUCUGAAGUCGGGGGAACUCAACAGUGGCAUCCUGAGCACCAGUGUGGCUAACCUGUCAAUCAGCGGUCUCCAAGACAACAUCACCAUCACUCUGAAAAACAACAAACCCAUUCCGGAGAACAGCUCUGUUUCUUGUGCCUUCUGGGACUUCACUCUGAAUGAUGGCUCUGGGGGCUGGAACGAUGUUGGAUGUAGUGUUGUAAAUGUCACCGAUGAGCAGACAAUCUGCAGCUGCAGCCACCUCACCAGUUUUGGCAUCCUCCUGGAUCUGUCGCGUGGAGAUGAAAUCACGAGUCGGCUGCAGGCCACCAUUCUGACCUACAUCACCUACAUCGGCUGCGGCAUCUCAGCCAUCUUCCUCUCCAUCACACUGCUCACCUAUCUGGCCUUUGGUAAACUGCGUAAGGACAUCCCCUCUAAGAUCCUGAUCCAGCUGUGCUUUGCGCUGCUGCUGCUGAACCUGGUGUUCCUGCUGGACGCGUGGCUGGCCCUCUACCCGGACGCCGUGGGCCUCUGCAUCAGCACCGCCUUCUUCCUGCACUACUUCCUGCUGGCCGCCUUCACCUGGAUGGGCCUGGAGGCCGUGCACAUGUACAUCGCUCUGGUCAAGGUCUUCAACAGCUACAUCUCCCGCUUCAUGCUCAAGUUCAGCCUCGUCGGCUGGGGCAUCCCACUCCUAGUGGUCAUCAUCGUCAUCGCCAUCGAUAAGGACAACUACGGCCUCGUCUCUUAUGGGAAGUACGAAGAUGGCACCACUGAUAAUUUCUGCUGGUUGCGUAACGGCAUAGCGUUCUACGUGGCGGUGGUGGCGUACUUCUGCGUGAUCUUCGUGAUGAACCUGGCGAUGUUCGUGGUGGUGCUGGUGCAGCUGCGGAGGAUCAAGCAGAACAACCCGCAGAACGUGCAGCACCGGAGCCACCUGCAGGACGCGCGCAGCAUCGCCGGACUCACCGUCCUGCUCGGGCUCACCUGGGGGUUCGCCUUCUUCGCCUGGGGGCCCGUCAACCUGGCCUUCAUGUACCUGUUUGCCAUCUUCAACACACUGCAGGGAUUCUUCAUCUUUGUGUUCCACUGUGCGGUGAAGGAGAACGUGAGGAGACAGUGGAGAACGUACCUGUGUUGUGGCAAAAUGAGACUGGCUGAGAACUCAGACUGGAGUCGGACUGCCACUCAGAACAAGAACAAGAAGUCUUACAUUUCCGGAUCGCAGAACUCUAGCUCCUCCACCACCUGCCUGGCGCCCGAGUCCUCCGUCCGCACACGGAGCACACGUGGAAGUCCGUCUGACGACCGAAUUAUAUCAGACACAGAGACCAACUCGGAUGUCGUCCAGAACCAGAUCAACAGCCAGUAUCACAACCCUUCUCGUGCUCAGGCUGAUUGGAUCAGACCCCGCUCAGACUCCAGAGGGUCGUAGGUCAUAGGUCAUAGGUCAAAGGUAACUCUCGGUACGCCACGGCCUGACCAGAACUCUAUGUGUUCCAUUAUGAGGGCGCUCCCUCUGACCAGCUCCAUUAUGAGGGCGCUCCCUCUGACCAGCUCCAUUAUGAGGGCGCUCCCUCUGACCAG
Molecule: messenger RNA, 4847 nt
Organism: Alosa sapidissima (American shad)
Lineage: Eukaryota; Metazoa; Chordata; Actinopteri; Clupeiformes; Clupeidae
Product: adhesion G-protein coupled receptor G2
Exons: 31
Coding region: 313-4695 (1460 amino acids)
Biological process (GO): cell surface receptor signaling pathway; adenylate cyclase-activating G protein-coupled receptor signaling pathway
Cellular component (GO): membrane
Molecular function (GO): G protein-coupled receptor activity
Source: RefSeq, a predicted model, not a curated record